AUGAUAUGGGUGAAGUCGACGACAAAUCAACCUUGUACUCGCUCCCGGUCCCCCAACCUCCCAGCAAAGUUCCUCAACAUCGCGCGAGGCCUGCUCCUGCUGGACAACCCUAAGAUCCUUCAAGAAACUUCCUGGCCUCCAGCAGGAGGGCGAGGCGCUGGGCAAAGCCGACGCGGGUCGAUAGCCACAGUUGGCAGCACCGCGAAGGGAUCGGAGCAGAAUAUCGGCGAAGGGGUCCCGGCGGAGGCGAACCCGGCGGAGGCAGGAAACGAAGGGAGGAAGAACGCCGUCGCGCCCAAACAGGGUGUCGAUCCUGACAACCGGAACAGCGGCAGGUUCAAGGAUCAAGAUGAAGAAGAAAUGAAGCACGAGGCUGCCCGUACUCUUGAGCUCGAGAGGGGAGUACUUCGUGACUGGGCCACAAAGCGACGCCGUAGCGGUGCGAUGAAGAUUGCUGAGGUUGGAUUAAAGGCUCUGAGGUUCAAGUGCCUGAAGACGACUGUACAGUUUAGGGAUCAUGUCCUGACUCACCUUCGGAGCGUGAAGGACCCCUCCAAGGUGUGUAGGAACCUCGGGGUGGUGGCCAGCGCUCUUAUCGGCGAGCUCGAACUUAUGGGGGAACGUUCUGCAGAAACUGAGAGCGAAACCAACACCGGAGAUUACAACAACGACAGCAGCAGUGUCACGACCAUGAGGUCUGCUUUCGGCCGCGACGACGGGAGGGCCGACGGUGAUGGCACGAUGGUACAAGGGGACUCAAACGUUUCUGGCAGCACCUUCGGCACCCACGGCGUUGGCGGAAGGCAAGGGAGGAAUGUCAAAACCCACCGGCAGCGGCAGAAGGGGGCAGUGGGAGUCGGAGCUAAUUCAAAGGCACCCGGCAUCGGGGAGCGAUGCGAUGGAGUGCGACACGAGCUGGAAGGUCUCGACGACAUUCUAGAUGACAUGGAUGGUGGCAACUCACCGACCGCGGCGCGAGGCCUGGACAUCGUGACUGAAACCAAAAGGACGGCCAUGGAAGAAGUGCAGGGCGCUACGAUAAAAAGCAGAACGGCUUCGUUCGGUACGAAAUAUCACACAAAGCAGGACAUUCUGAACGAGAUGAACCGCACGCCCGGCUACCGUGAUCUAGUCCUUGAGGAAGAUGUCUUCGCCGCAAUCAAGCAGCUGCUAUCUUGGACUCCCCCGCCCAAGUGGGAACGCAGCCGUGACAGGCACAAAGCCCAGCUCAUCGCCGCCGCUGGUGUGAUCCUCAAGAAAGCGCUCAUCCUCGAUGGUCCCCCCGGAUUCUGGCCUCUUCCUCUUGAGGGUCCAUCCAGAGAUAGGGUGCAACGCUGGAAGAUGAGCGAGGCCGUAGUCCCGGUCUUAAUCUUCCGGCGCAAGAAAAGCCACCGAAAGGCGGCGGGGGGCGGUGCGCGCUCGGGAGGGAUGACCAGGCACGGCGUGUGGUCUUUUGGGGCCAGUGGGUUCAGGUACGCUUCAAAGCCUCCCGUUCUGCCGGCUGCUCGCAUCCCCUAA
Molecule: messenger RNA, 1518 nt
Organism: Ectocarpus siliculosus
Lineage: Eukaryota; Phaeophyceae; Ectocarpales; Ectocarpaceae
Source: the annotation of a GenBank genome assembly